UAUAUGUCCAAUUGCAAGAUACAAUUUUUAUCUUUAGUGGAUUUUAUUUCUUCCUGGUUAUCUGCGUACUUUUGCUAACAUAAACUUAAAUUGUUAUAAAAAGAAUACGUAUACUGUCUUCUUGAAACUGUUAUUUACAGCUUAAUUCAUUAUGUAAAUCUUCUUGAAGUCUAAACUAAGUAACCAUGACCGACUUUGAAAUUAACGAGGCUUUGUCCUCCUUGGAGAUUUUGAUGUCCGAGUUUUUCGCACACACAACUAAUAACUUUAGAAAAAGAGAAAUAGAAAACAUUCUUGAAAACUUUGCAAAUCGAAGAGAUUCAUGGAAACAUUGUUUGUUGUUUCUACAAAAAUCACAAAACCAAUAUGUUUUAAUGUUUAUAUUAACAACACUCGAGAAAAUAAUAAAUAGGCAGUGGAUUCAUUUGUCAGACAAUGAAAAGACAGAAAUAAGGCUUACAUUGAUGAAUGAACUCAUGACCAAACAUGAAGUAAUGUUAUAUUUCAUUAGAAACAAAUUGGCUGCACUUCUCGUUGCAAUAGCUCGGUAUGAUUGGCCCCAUCUUUAUCCAGAUUUCUUCAGUAAUAUUGUAGAGUUAUUGAAAUGUGAUGGUCAUCAAUGCAUCGUGGGUCUGGUGCUCGCUCAAGCUGCUAGUGAGGAGUUGGGUGCAGCAAGAGAUACAGGAGUACUGCUGCCAUCAGCUCGUAGAAGCCAGUUAGAACGGCUCAUGUUGAAGGGAAUGCCACAGAUGUUAAAUGCUCUGAGUGCCAUAUUAGAGAAGAAUGCUCAAAAAGAAGGUCAAUCAAAUCCGCCCCCUUCCCCCACCAGCGGCUUACCUCAAUCUUCUGCCCUGCCUGAUCUACUGGCCAAUGCUCAUGAUGUACACUCAGGUGAUAGGGCAUUGAAUAUGGAUAUAGUAGUGAAAUGUCUAACAACUCUACAGCAUUUGUUUUCAUGGCUACCAUUGUCUUCACAUGUCCCUCCAUCGCUUGUAACCACAGUAUUUUAUUGGGGCAGUGUUGCCACACAGUCGCAGAGUGCAGAGGCAGCAUUGGCUGGUCUUGGUGGUGUGUGUGAGUUGUUGUACCGCCGAUACGCACCACCUUCCUCCGCUGCCACCGCCCUGAGACUGCAUCACUGCUCUUUAAGACUAUUGAGACAUCUGGCUCACCAUAACGCACACAUGCACCGAGCACCUAUAGAUUACUUAAACAAGUUAGCAGAAUUUCUGAAAUUAUUUGUGUCGCUGCAUUUCAAGAGAUUGGAAGCGGAGCCUGAGUUUGAUGCUAUAGAAUUCCUUUCGUAUUUAUUUCAGUAUACAUUCCAGGUGCCUAAAUGUAGUACAUUUGUCAAUUGUCUUGAUAUAUGGGUACAGUUUAUUGAUGUUCUGAAGCCUGAAGACACAUCUAAGUAUUGGGAGGCUCUGCAAGCACUAGUUAACGGUGUACUCAACAAGAUACAAUUCCAACAUAACAAAGCCCAGUUGCAGCAUUUAGAUAAUGAUGUUUGUGACGAUGAUGGUGAAACUGAAUGGCAAACAUUCCUCAAACACUGUAUUGAAUGUAUAGCUCGUGUUGCUGAUCUUGCUCCAUUGGAUGUUUUUACUGCUGUGAUGGAGCGCUGGCAGUGUCUAGCUGGGGUUCAUGCUCGGUCCUCAGUAGGGGUGCGAGUAUCGGCCCCGGCUGAGGCGGACCGUCUUUUGGCAGCCCUACUAGACCUCGCUACGCUCACACGUCUCUUGGGACGACUCGCACCAGCCUUACUAGCUGAGUCGGAUGGUUCGAGCGCUGGUUGUGUCGCCGGUGCUGCUCUGGUGGAGAAAUGUGCAAGUUCCCUGUCCGGGGCGGCCCUCACGCGUCCCCACCGCACACACGCUCCGCCGCUCGCCUCCGCCCACAUUGCUCUUCAGGCGGAGAUGUUCGCGUGUAUGGGCGCUUGGUGCUGCUACGCCAGUGAGUGCGGUGUGCCGCUAAGGACUAUGGACUCGCUGCUCGCUGCCGCCCUGCCGUUCUUGGUGCCUCACGAACAACCGGAGCCCCCACUACUAUGUCACGCGGCUGCCCACCUCCUUCUCAGUUUGUCAAAGAACGUCAAAUUCACAACUGACCCUAUCAUGAUGUUGGGUGAUCUCUACGGCCACGCUCAGCGCUCACUGCACUACUUAGAACCAAAGACUGGUAGCGUUGUCCGCGAGGCCCUGGUGUGUUUGUCCCUAUGUCGUCCGGAGGCUGCCCGCGGGCUGCUGGGUGCGUGGGGCUCGCUGCCCGGCGGACCGUCCACCGUGCUGCCUCCCCUCACAGAACUGCUACACGCCUUCGCCGGAGCCAGCACUCACUCUAAGAAGAUUAUAGCGGAGGGUGUAUCUAACGCCGCUGAGAGCGCACUGCGCAUGCUGUGCGACCCGGUGUACGCGACCUCUGAGUCGGAGAUCACGGAUUUCUUCCUGGCGCUGUUCACAGCUCUGCUUCCGCAGCUGGGAAGCUUCGCAUAUACCGCCAUAGACGUGUUCCUCGAAGUCGCUCAGAGGGAGACGGGCGACAGUUCGGGCAGUCUAGAGCGACUGGUGGAGUGUGUUCGCCUGGGAGUGGAGGCGGGGGGCGGCGGCGUGCGAGUCACAGCUGUGCUGGAGCUGCUGCAGAUACAUGUACUGCCGCGAGCUACGCAUCACUCACCAGCACUGGCCAGAGCAGCACACAGACUACUAGCCAGUGUGUUGGUUCAUCGUUGGCGCUACUUCUUCCCCGCGGGUCCCGGGUCGGGGGUCGGGGUCGAGGGGGCCGAGGGGGCGCGUCGCUCGGAUGAGCUGCGAGGCGCUCUCACCGCGCUAGGAGGGGCGCUCCUGUCACAAGACAUAGACUUACUAAGAAUAGCACUGAACACACUGGACGUGUUAAACACGAAGUGGAAGUUGUACCAUAAGGCGUUAUUCCGUAGUGAGUUUAUGGGGGAAUUUCUAUCUGUGCUGGUUUCCGGUCUGUCGGAGGGCGGAGCUCGCGCUCUGUUACGUGAUGAGGCGGUGUCGGCGGCUCAUGCCAUGGCCGUGGUCGACUUCAACGCCUUCCGACACGCCUUCCUUCCUCACUUCCUGCGCUCUAUGCCAGGAUUGGACCAGCAGCACGCGCAGUUGCUAGCAGACUUUCCGCCGGAUACGGAUCUACCAACAUUCACACAAAAUAUUUUGAAACUAAUGAAUGACGUUAACUGCUACAGAGCAUAUCAGUCACUUGGGUGUAAUGAAAUGGGGCCAUAGACAACAAAAAUACAUUCUGUGGCUGCCUAUAAUACUUUAUGGUUCUAUAUACAUUCAUGACAUUGGCUGUAUGUAUGAAGUUCAUUAUACGCCCAUUUCCAUACUUUGGGUUAUAUUGACUGGCUGUAUGGAAGACAAUAAGAAUGUAUUGUUCUUUAUCAUAAGAGUCAUAUAUUUUAAAUUAAGAAUAUUACUUUUGUUAUAGAACGGUGCAUUUCAUGAUCGCUAUAAUUAACUCAGGCAUCACAUAGACUUCUAAGCGCUAUAAUUUGACUUUUGGGAAAAUUUUUUUUUUGUUACAUAAAUGUUACUAGUCAAAUUAUUAUUUAAGUGUAUUAUAAGAAAUGCCAUGCAUAUAUUUGGAGGAAUUAAGGUGUUUGGAACUAUACGUUUUGUAUGUCCUAAUUAUAUUUGAGGGUAGAUUAACCUUCUGAUUAAAUAUACACCUUAUGUAUAUGGGACCAAGUUUUAAAAUUGCAAUGUAUUUUCAACAUAAAUGCAUUUAAUUCUUUUUCAACAUCAAUAUAAUUUUUUCUUUAAGUUCGUUCCCAAACACUUGAUAUAGUGUUCAUAGUAAUGCUGAAAUAUACAUUUAAAAAUAUAUCAUUUUAUUGUAAUUCAGUAAUAAAAUACACAAGAAGAAAAUAUCUGUGUCAUUAUAUUUUAUGUUUCCUGUAUGCAUUUUAAUAUUAUACUAAGUGGCUUGUAAUUUUAUAUGCAGGGUAAGUUUGUUAUUGAUAGAUCUGAUAUUUUUAGGACGUAAUAUUUGACAAGCGUUAAAUAAUAAAUUACAAAAUAAACAAGUGGUAUAUUACCAGUGUAUGUAUUCUAUGGUCAAUGACUUAGACUUGUUAAUCUAGAAAGGUUAUGUAAUUUGAAUGUCUUUAUUAUAUAUAUAUAUAUAUAUAUAUAUAUGUUGUCAUCUUUUGUCAAUAUGCAAUUUGUUUUCCUGGUAUGAAGGCUUACGUAGUUUUAUAACUAUAUGAUCCUUCUCUGAUAUUUUCUUGAUAAAAAAUUAUGUCUGUAGUCUAGUUAAUUGACAAUUUUAACAAAGAUAGAAUCAGUUGUAUUAUGGCACCGGAACAAAAAAAUUGUUUCUCAUUUAGUUUUAAAUUGUAAUAAUAUAUUAUGUAAUCUGUACAAGUGAGAACUCGUUGAACCAUGAUUCUCCAUAAUGGAGGUUUCUUAACCUGAUUUUUUGCUUAUAGAGCUACGGAAAAUACCGUUUUCAUUACAGCAAUAAAAACGAGCAUGUCUGUUUUAUAGAAAUAGUUUCUUAUUAAAUUUAGAUUAUUAGGUAUACGUAUAUGGAAAUUCCCUGUUUUCCUCUGUUUUUACUUUUU
Danaus plexippus (monarch butterfly) is the source of this 4594-nucleotide messenger RNA. It is a transcript of the gene ebo, whose product is annotated as exportin-6. The transcript has 21 exons. Bases 186 to 3251 code for a protein of 1021 amino acids. The record is from RefSeq and is a predicted model, not a curated record. NCBI's taxonomy places the organism in Eukaryota, Metazoa, Arthropoda, Insecta, Lepidoptera, Nymphalidae. Gene Ontology annotation, biological process: protein export from nucleus. Gene Ontology annotation, molecular function: nuclear export signal receptor activity; small GTPase binding.